This is a messenger RNA of Lottia gigantea (owl limpet), 954 nucleotides long. RefSeq lists its product as hypothetical. The transcript has 10 exons. Gene Ontology annotation, cellular component: cytoplasmic ubiquitin ligase complex; cytosol. NCBI's taxonomy places the organism in Eukaryota, Metazoa, Mollusca, Gastropoda, Lottiidae. Gene Ontology annotation, biological process: nucleophagy; autophagy of mitochondrion; autophagosome assembly. Gene Ontology annotation, molecular function: Atg8-family ligase activity. The coding region runs from base 1 to 954 and encodes 317 amino acids. The record is from RefSeq and is a predicted model, not a curated record.
AUGCAGAAUAUGAUAAAUGCUGUCAAGGGAACCGCGAGAGGAGUAGCAGAAUAUCUUACACCGGUUUUGACGGAAUCUAAGUUUAAAGAAACAGGUGUUAUUACACCUGAAGAGUUUGUGGUAGCAGGAGAUCAUAUAGUUCAUCAUUGUCCAACAUGGCAGUGGGCUACUGGUGAAGAUAUUAAAAUCCGACCGUAUUUACCUCCUGAUAAACAAUUCCUGAUCACUAGAAAUGUACCUUGCUAUAAAAGGGUUAAACAGAUGGAUACUCAUCAAGAAGAACAAGAGAAAGUUAUAGAAGAAGAAGAUGAUGAUGGUGGUUGGGUUGAUACUCAUCAUUUUGCUGCUGAUUCUACAACAGCAGCUUCACAAGAAAUAGCUGAAAUGACAUUAGAUAAUAAGGUAUUGUCUGGCUCUAAAAAGAAAGAUGAUAAUGAUGAUGAUAAUGAAGAUGAUGAUGAUGAUGCUGAGGCAGAAGAUAUGGAAGCGUUUGAACAAGGUGGAAUGUUAGAAGAUGAAGAUGAGGCCACAUUAAAAACAGAAACAAUAGCUAGUGAAACAGAAGGAGCUGGUAGUAGUGAGAGUGGUAUACUACAAACUAGAACAUAUGAUUUAAAUAUAACUUAUGAUAAAUAUUACCAAACACCUAGAUUAUGGUUAUUUGGUUAUGAUGAGAAUAGAAAACCUUUAACUGUAGAUGAAUUAUACGAAGAUUUUAGUCAGGAUCAUGCCAAGAAAACAGUAACCAUGGAAGCACAUCCUCAUCUACCAGGUCCCCCUCUAGCAUCUGUACAUCCCUGCAAGCAUGCUGAUGUGAUGAAAAAAAUAAUUCAAACUGUAGCUGAUGGUGGUGGAGAAUUAGGAGUUCAUAUGUAUUUAAUGAUAUUUUUAAAGUUUGUACAGGCUGUGAUACCAACUAUAGAAUAUGACUAUACCAGACAUUUUACCAUGUGA